AUGAUCAAAACCAAGUCAAGAGAAGCAGCCCUCUUCGACCAAGUGUUUCUUCUGCCUGUAUACUGCUGGGAAACAAGGAUUAUUAGAGAGAAAUGGAAAGAGAUGGAGUAGAAGAUGAUGAUAUUGUUUGCUUGGAUGAAUCUUUCUUCAUCAAUGACAACUACCAACUGACGAGGUUUACAUUCGGGUCGCAAGUUCUUGAACUCUACUGCCUCCAGUCUGCUUCAACUGAUUUUGAUUUGACGGGGCAGUUGGUGUGGCCAGGAGCAGAGCUUCUGAAUCAUUAUCUCUCCAAAAAUGCUGAUAUGCUUCGGGGAUGCUCUGUUAUUGAGCUUGGCUCUGGUGUCGGCAUUACUGGGAUACUUUGUAGCAGAUUUUGUAGUGAAGUAGUUAUGACAGACCACAAUGAUGAGGUUCUCAAGAUCCUAACGAGGAACAUAGAGCUGCAUCAAUCUUCACAAGAUUCUCAUUCUUGUGCUCGAUUGAAAGCUGAGAAGCUAGAAUGGGGGAAUUCUGAGCAGCUAAAGUACAUCCUGCAAAGGCAUCCAGAAGGGUUUGAUCUUGUUCUUGGAGCUGAUAUCUGCUUUCAGCAGUCCAGUAUUCCUUUGCUCUUCAACACUGUGGAAAAGCUCCUCCAGGUUAGCCGUCAAGCAAAAUGUAAAUUCAUAUUAGGCUACGUAUCCAGAGCGAAAGUAAUGGACGAUAUGGUGAUAAGUGAAGCCUCGCAACAUGGAUUACACGUUACUGAAGUUGCUGGAACUCGUGCUACUGUUAGAAAUCUUGAGGGCGUUAUAUAUGAGAUUACUUGUGGAUGAAACUCGAGACCAAAGAAAAUUGCAAAUCCCCUGAGAUGAUGAGCUUUUGACAACUAUGAUAUGUGCUGUUUCCAAUAGAGAUAUGUUGAAUUUAAGCAAACUACAAUACCACUUAGUUUUACAGUACUAGUCAAUUACAGAAUCACUUUCAUGUAUGAUUUUUAGAGAGACGAGAAAGAAGAAAUUGAAGUUGAUUUUUAUACUAAACUACAUUACGAUGCUUCUUGUAUGGUAUAGAUGCUGUUCAUUGAUUA
This is a messenger RNA of Sesamum indicum (sesame), 1069 nucleotides long. Its product is annotated as Putative methyltransferase family protein. The record is from RefSeq and is a predicted model, not a curated record. Lineage: Eukaryota; Viridiplantae; Streptophyta; Magnoliopsida; Lamiales; Pedaliaceae. Gene Ontology annotation, molecular function: protein methyltransferase activity. Gene Ontology annotation, biological process: protein methylation. Gene Ontology annotation, cellular component: nucleus.